UCUGUCUUAAUUUUCCAUAAGUCCGUAUUUUAGAUAGUAUUCGUAAAAGUUUAAAACAUAUUUUACCACACAACAACUACGCGUUGUUGAUAUCGAACACGAUGACGUGUGCAUUGCCGUAAGUGAAAGUAAUUUAGUGGUAGGAGAAAUACGUGUAGACCUUCAAUAUCGAUAAUACAUUCUGCUAAGUGUCGCAGUCGGUCGCGAGUAGUGUUUAAGUUCGCUCCGGUAUUUAUUACAUUCAACCGUAGUAAAAAUGUGCGGAAUUUUUGCUUAUAUUAAUCACUUGUCGCCUAAGACCCGGCGCGAAAUUUUAGAACUGCUCGUCAAUGGUUUGAAACGGUUGGAAUACCGCGGCUACGAUUCUGCGGGCGUCGCCAUCGAUGCUCCUGAUCAGAAAGAUAUAGCUGUAUUGAAACGUAGCGGUAAAGUAGCUGCCCUAGAAGAACUGCUCCAGGAGCGCAGCGUCGAGCUAUCUCUUGAGGAAUGUGUGGACUCCCAUUGCGGUAUCGCCCACACGCGUUGGGCUACUCACGGAGAGCCAAGUUCUACGAACUCGCAUCCGCAGCGUUCUGGAGAAGACAAUUCUUUUGUAGUGAUACAUAAUGGCAUCAUUACAAACUUUAAGGAAGUUAAAACAUUUUUGGAAAAUAAAGGAUAUACUUUUGAAUCCCAAACAGACACUGAAGCUAUUGCAAAGUUGAUCCACCACAUCUACAACCAGCACAAGGAUUACAGUUUUCAAGAAUUAGUUGAGCAGGUAAUUCAGCAACUGGAAGGUGCUUUUGCUUUAUGUUUCAAAUCUCGUCACUUUCCAAAUGAAUGUGUUGCAACACGUCGUGGUAGUCCUUUGCUAGUGGGUAUUAAAACACGGCGUCGUUUAUCCAGUGAUCAUAUCCCUAUUAUGUACACUAAUAACAAGGCCACACGUGGAGUUGUACCCCCCGUACCCAGGGUGAACAGCCAUGCCCAUUUCCAACCUGAAGAAGAAAGAGAUGUUGAAUAUUUCUUUGCCUCUGAUGCUUCUGCUGUAAUUGAACAUACUAACAGAGUAUUGUAUUUUGAAGAUGAUGAUGUUGCCCAUGUUAAGGAUGGUGUUUUGAGUAUCCAUCGCCUCUCUGGCAGCAGCAGUGAUCCUCAUGAACGUGAAAUAUUCACUCUGAAACUAGAAUUACAACAAAUCAUGAAAGGUAAUUAUAAAUACUUCAUGCAAAAGGAAAUUUUUGAACAACCUGAAUCUAUAGUAAAUACCAUGAGAGGACGCCUCAAUUUUGCAAAUGGUACUGUCAACCUUGGUGGUAUUAAAGAUUACAUACCUGAGAUCAAGAGAUGUAGAAGAUUGAUGCUCAUUGCAUGUGGCACAAGCUACCACAGUGCAGUUGCAACUCGUCAACUUUUGGAAGAGUUAACUGAGCUUCCAGUAAUGGUGGAAUUGGCUUCCGAUUUCUUGGAUAGGAAUACACCGGUGUUCCGUGAUGAUGUAUGUUUUUUUAUCUCACAAUCAGGAGAAACGGCUGACACACUGAUGGCUCUGCGGUACUGUAAACGUCAUGGUGCUCUUAUUGUUGGUAUUACCAAUACUGUAGGUAGUUCAAUUUGUCGUGAAUCCCAUUGUGGUGUUCAUAUUAAUGCUGGACCUGAAAUUGGUGUUGCAUCAACAAAGGCCUACACAUCACAGUUUGUAUCCCUUGUUAUGUUUGCGUUGGUUAUCAGUGAGGACCGCAUAUCUUUCCAAAAACGACGUGCCGAUAUCAUUGCCGGACUUCAUGAGUUAGAAAGCAAAAUCCGUCAAGUAUUAGCUCUUGACGCCCAGGUCCAGGCCCUUGCUGAAGAUUUAUUCCGUCAGAGGUCGCUACUUAUUAUGGGUCGUGGAUAUAAUUUCGCAACAUGCCUAGAGGGUGCACUGAAAGUAAAGGAAUUGACAUAUAUGCAUAGUGAGGGUAUUAUGGCUGGAGAAUUGAAACACGGACCACUCGCCCUUAUUGACGACUCUAUGCCAGUUAUAAUGAUAAUGAUGCGCGACCCCGUUUACACAAAAUGCAUGAAUGCAUUGCAACAGGUAACAGCCCGCCAAGGCCGCCCGAUCGUGGUGUGCGAAGAGGGCGACACGGACACUAUGGCUCUUGCGUCUCGCGUUCUCCAAGUACCGAAAACAGUAGAUUGUUUACAGGGAAUUCUCACAGUAAUACCUAUGCAACUACUUGCCUACCAUAUCGCAGUUUUGCGUGGCUGCAAUGUUGAUUGUCCGCGUAAUCUCGCCAAAUCUGUUACUGUCGAAUAAAUAUAAAUCAAGUUUUAUAUCGCACCCAACUGGCAUGCAGAAUAAAAUUGUGCAUUGAGUAAUAUCUUGUUAAAAGAAUAACCCAUUUCAUGAAUUUUAAUACAAAAUCAUUAUUUUAUUUUACAUAACAUGAAUACAUGUUUUAGUUAUUACUUUUAAAUAAUUCUUAUUAUUUGUCAAGCUAUUGUAUUGAGAGGGACUCUAAAGAU
Messenger RNA from Achroia grisella, 2490 nucleotides. RefSeq names its product glutamine--fructose-6-phosphate aminotransferase [isomerizing] 1-like. Bases 257 to 2281 code for a protein of 674 amino acids. The record is from RefSeq and is a predicted model, not a curated record. The transcript has a single exon. Gene Ontology annotation, molecular function: L-glutamine:D-fructose-6-phosphate transaminase (isomerizing) activity; carbohydrate derivative binding. Gene Ontology annotation, biological process: carbohydrate derivative biosynthetic process; UDP-N-acetylglucosamine metabolic process; protein N-linked glycosylation. NCBI's taxonomy places the organism in Eukaryota, Metazoa, Arthropoda, Insecta, Lepidoptera, Pyralidae.